AUGUCAAUGCAAGAUGCUUAUUUGAAGGAAAUAUAUCGUAUUCAUCAAGCCAUAUUGUCGCACAACGGAACUUGUAGUGAGGAAAAGAAAAUCACGUUGAUGAUAGAAAUAGUUGUAAAAACCCUUUACAACAUGCUGCAACACGAAAGCCCAAUAAUAUGUUCUGCCCUCAAAAAGCAUAAUCUCAUAGAUAUUGUUACAUAUUAUGCGAAGUCCACGAAUACUAAUUUGCAAGCCGUCCAAAUACAGACAAUCGGUGUUCCUUCUUUUAUUAUUUUUACAGGUUUGAGACUAUUGGCAUCUAGCGAUCAAAACAGACAGUUCAUAUGCCAGUCGGCUAUACUGCAAAGCAUUCAGUGCACUAUAAAAACACUGACAGGAAAAGUAUUAGAAGAAGUUAUACUUUUUCUAUUGAAAUUAACACUCAACUCUGGGACAAAAGACAGAAUAAGAAGAGACUUUGGGGUCAUAUUGAGGAAUUUAGACAUAUCUUUCAUAGCGGAAGAGUCUGAAACCUCAAACAACAUAAAGAAAGCACUUAAUAGCAUUCUAUGGCAGAUGAGUCAAGAUAAGAAUUCACUAGAUUAUGAAUCCAACUUAAAUUCUUCUACGCAACUUGAACAUUUAAUGAUAAGUUAUAGUCAUAAACAGAAAGAAAUUGCAAUAAAUCUUACAAAACAUUUAAAAGAAGAAGGAUAUAAGGUAUGGUUUGAUCAAGACAAUCUGAAAUAUGCUGCAAAUACAUUUAGAAGUAUGGCUGAAGCCAUAGAAAAAUCUUAUGCUGUAUGUAUUAUAUAUUCCGAAAAUUAUAAAAAUAGCGAAUAUGCUGAAAUGGAAGCAACAUAUGCAGUUUGUUUGAAAAAACCAAUUAUUUGUUUACGUGCACAACGUGACUACAAACCAAAGGGUUGGCUUGGUCUUAUAACUGCUAGAGAAAAUCGUAUCGACAUUUCUGGAAAGUAUCCAUUUGACGAGUAUUUUUCUACUUUAUUUGAUCACAAAUAUUUGUCGAUUUAA
Molecule: messenger RNA, 1017 nt
Organism: Schistosoma mattheei
Lineage: Eukaryota; Metazoa; Platyhelminthes; Trematoda; Strigeidida; Schistosomatidae
Source: the annotation of a GenBank genome assembly